Molecule: messenger RNA, 1689 nt
Organism: Coccidioides posadasii C735 delta SOWgp
Lineage: Eukaryota; Fungi; Ascomycota; Eurotiomycetes; Onygenales; Onygenaceae
Source: RefSeq, a predicted model, not a curated record
AUGACAGACGCAAUCUCAGAAACUUGUCCUGAAAAGGCCACAGAAUCACACGAUACGGCGAGAUCAAUCAAAAUUUCUGACACCACAGGCUUUCAAAACACCAAUAACCCUCUGUUCUCUGUUUUUACUGAGACCGAAAAGAAGUGGAUAAGCUAUGCUGCUUCGUACGCUGCUAUGUUCUCAGGGCUGAGCACCUUCAUUUACUACCCAGCUAUUGUCCCACUGGGUCGAGAUCUCUCUGUCUCCCUGGAACUGAUUAAUCUCACCAUCACAUCGUACCUAGUUGUAGCGGGUGUCGCUCCCGCUUUUAUGGGCGAUAUGGCAGAUCAGACAGGCAGAAGGCCGGUAUACCUUCUCACGUUUUCGCUCUAUGUUGCUGCGAAUAUAGGGUUGGCAUUACAGUCAUCUUUCCCUGCAUUACUGGUCCUCCGAAUGGUGCAAAGCGCUGGAUCAUCAGGCACUUUCGCUGCCGCUUAUGGAGUUAUAGCUGAUAUAGCAACUCCCAGUGAACGUGGGUCGUACGUCGGAAUACUGAUUAUGUUCACAUGCACUGCUCCCAGUCUUGGCCCUGUUCUAGGAGGCAUCCUAGCGGAGAAGCUCGGCUGGAGAUGGAUUUUUUGGCUUUUAGUGAUCAUGUCUGGAGCGCAUCUCAUCAUUCUUGCUUUGUUCUUUCCAGAGACCUCACGAAAGAUAGUCCAUAAUGGAAGCGUGCAGGCACGCGGUAUCCACAGGACAUUGUUUUCCCUUCUCGCCAGAAGAGGAUCACGAUCUGAUAAAUCUGAAGGGAUAAAACCUUCAGAGGGAUUAAUGAAGAGAAAAAUUCGCAUCCCAAACCCGCUGACAAGCAUUCCAAUCUUGUUCCACAAGAACUCCCUUGCUAUAAUUUUGGUGGGCUCCAUAUACUACACCGUAUCCCGCACACUGGGUGCCUCUCUAUCAGCCCAAUGUAUCGAGAUAUAUGAUCUGAACUAUUUGGAAGCGGGAUUAGUGUAUUUGCCCACUGGGUUGGCGGGCAUGAUAUCGUCUUAUUCUACCGGGAAAUUGCUUGAUAGAGAUUAUAAACACGUUGCAGCAAAACUCGGUCGCGACACUAAUUUACGGGUGGGGGAGGAUAAUGAUGACUUUCCAGUCGAGAAAACUAGACUUAGGAGCGUGUGGUAUCUGAUCAUAAUUAGUUCUGCGGCAACUUUGGGUUACGGUUGGGCGCUUUAUAAAAGAGCUCAUAUUGCUGUCCCUCUAGUCAUGCAAUUCCUCAGCGGACUCAGCAUCACGAGUAUUUUCACAGUACAUAUGUGGAACCCUACUUACCGAUCUCAACUCAAAUAAAUCCUCCACGGCGCAGGCCGCCUAUAACCUUGUCAGAUGCGUUGGUGCGGGAGGAGGCGUAGCUGCACUCCAACCGAUCAUCAAUGGCGUCGGCUUGGGCUGGGGGUUUACACUCUAUGCAUUCUUUUGCUUGACCAGUGUGCCUGUGUUAUGGAUUUUACAGACCAAAGGUAUGAAGUGGAGAGUUUCAGGUAAAGAAGGAUAGGGAGGUAUAUUUUAAAACGGCAUUCAAACGGAUCCAAACAGAGGAAUGACGUCAGUAUAUGUCUUAUUGGCGUUGUGGGUUCCCACAGCGAAUUCUUCGCAAACGCCCUUCAGUUGAUAGAAGUCUUUGCUGCUUCCCCUUUUUUAUCCGCCCCGAAG